This is a messenger RNA of Oncorhynchus kisutch (coho salmon), 978 nucleotides long. RefSeq names its product cholesterol 25-hydroxylase-like protein 1, member 1. Lineage: Eukaryota; Metazoa; Chordata; Actinopteri; Salmoniformes; Salmonidae. The record is from RefSeq and is a predicted model, not a curated record. Gene Ontology annotation, biological process: lipid biosynthetic process. Bases 30 to 887 code for a protein of 285 amino acids. Gene Ontology annotation, molecular function: iron ion binding; oxidoreductase activity. The transcript has a single exon.
UACAAUCACAGGCAUUCAGAGUCACCAGGAUGUUGAACAUCACCAAGGUUCAGUUUACUUUGCAGCUUCCUACCUUUUCCAGAUUCUCAGACAGGCUUUUGCAGCCUCUAUGGGACUAUUUCCUUUUCAAUCACUACUCCCUCAUCUCUUCUCCCUUAUUCCCUGUCAUGAUCUGCUUCUCCAGUUACUUCUUCUCUAGUCUCCCCUUUGCUGUACUAGACCUCCUGGGAGAUAAUGUCCCCUCCAUUCACCGCUACAAGAUACAGCAAGAGAGACGUCCAACCAUUCGGAUGAUGGCAAAGAGCUUCGGAAGGGCUGUAUAUAACCACUUGAUCUUUGUUCUGCCUGCUGUGCUGAUUCAGACCUGCUUUAUGCCUUCAGUGGUGCUACCUACCAGUGCUCCAACUGUGGUAGAGGUGCUCAUUGAUGGACUGGCUGUCCUUCUUCUUUUUGACACACAGUAUUUUAUGUGGCACUUUGUGCACCACAAACAUCCACAACUGUACCGGUGGGUCCAUGCCAUCCACCAUGAAUACAUGGCACCCUUCUCCUGGUCCACUCAGCAAAUCAGCAUUCCAGAACUGAUAACAGUUGGAUUCUGGAGCAACCUGGACCCCAUCCUGUUGAAAUGCCACCCUUUUACCAUCUGGUGCGUCACCAUCUUAAGUAUCUGGAUGUCAGUGGAGGACCACAUAGGCUAUGACCUGCCAUGGAGUCUCAACCACCUGGUACCAUUUGGACUGUUAGGAGGAGCACCAGCACAUGACAUGCACCACCAGAAGCCCAACAGUAACUAUGCACCUUUCUUCAGCCACUGGGAUAGAAUUUUUGGGACUGCCAUCCUGGCAGGGAAGAUAACUGAGAAAAAAGGGUUUUAUUCUCUGUAAAUAGAAAAAUUCACUAUAAUUAUUAUGUUCAUACUUACUUUUAUUGCUUACUGUGCAUUGUACAUACAAAUAAAAUGUGUCUUUGUUUUUA